GCGAGUUGGCGGAAAGGGGGGGCAAGAUGGCGGUGGUGGAAGUGGAGGUGGUGGGGGCGCCGCUGGAGCCCGGCGCCGAGGAGGUGGACCUGUCACACCUGGAUCCGGAUGAGAGAUGGCGGAUCGAGCACGCCCGAAUGCACGCCAAGCACCGGGGCCACGAGGCCAUGCACGCCGAGAUGGUGCUCAUCUUGAUUGCCACGUUGGUUGUUGCCCAGCUGCUCCUGGUGCAGUGGAAACAGAGGCACCCUCGCUCCUACAAUAUGGUGACCCUCUUCCAGAUGUGGGUCGUUCCCCUCUACUUCACUGUGAAACUUCACUGGUGGCGAUUCCUGGGCAUCUGGAUCUUCUUCUCAGCCAUCACGGCUUUCGUGACCUUCCGAGCAACCCGGAAGCCCCUUUUCCAGACCACACCCAGAUUGGUUUACAAGUGGUUUCUCCUAAUAUAUAAGAUCAGCUAUGCCACAGGGAUCAUCGGAUAUAUGGCUGUCAUGUUCACACUCUUCGGACUUAAUUUAUUAUUCAGAAUAAAACCAGAAGACGGCAUGGAUUUUGGGAUCUCCCUCCUCUUCUACGGCCUCUAUUAUGGAGUCCUGGAGCGCGACUUUGCGGAAAUGUGUGCGGACUACAUGGCUUCCACAAUCGGGUUUUACAGUGCCUCUGGCAUGCCCACCAAGCACCUCUCAGACAGUGUCUGCGCCGUCUGCGGGCAGCAGAUCUUUGUUGAUGUGAAUGAAGAAGGGAUCAUCGAAAACACCUACAGGCUCUCUUGCAAUCACGUCUUCCAUGAGUUCUGCAUCCGGGGCUGGUGCAUCGUGGGGAAGAAGCAGACCUGCCCCUACUGCAAGGAGAAGGUGGACCUGAAGCGGAUGUUCAGCAACCCCUCCUGCCCAGCUGGGAGAGGCCACACGUCAUGUACGGACAGCUGCUGGACUGGCUCCGCUACCUGGUGGCUUGGCAGCCGGUCAUCAUCGGACUGGUGCAAGGGAUUAACUACAUCCUGGGGCUGGAAUAGCCCCCCGGAUCCUCCCACCUCACCGGAAUGCCCCUGGGGAGCCGGCCCCCCCGAGCUGUGCGACGGAGGACAGCCCUCGGACCCAGAGGAGGAGCGUUCUUGAUCAUUUACCUCUCAGGAUUGUGGCCUUUGGCCCAUCGCUGCUCCGUCAGCAAACCCCGAAGGACUUUGUGCAAGAGAAACACAGCCAAGGUCAGCUUGUGCUGCCUGUAGGUUGGGAGGGAGAAGCCUCUUCAAUUUUUUUUUUUUUACCAAGAAAGAAAACAAUUAUUUUAAUGAGCAUAUUGAAACAUCUUUUUAUUCCUGAGGCCAAAGGAAAUAGAUGUUUCCCUUCCCUUCCAGUUACCCUCCAGAACUGCCCCUCCACGCCUGGCCUCAUGGCACCACCUUUGAGCAGGCCCUCUUCCCCUCGGUCGCUUCUGGCCGGCCAGCCCAGGGCUCCUGAGGGCUGAUGCCAAGCAGGGCAGCCGCCGUCUGGCGGAGAGGGUCCUGCCCUGCCUCCGGUUCCCAGCCCCACCCCCCCGGCUUUUGAGGGCAGCGGUCCUCCGAGGCCAGGCAUGGGUCAUGCCGUGUUGUCUCAACUUUUUCCACGGAGACCAAGCGCCGAUUCUGGACUUCCUCGGUUUUUCCUGCCCUGGCUGGACCUCACCGGAAGGAGGCACAUCCCGGUCUUGGUGGAGAGGGACCUCUGCCUUCUUGCGCUCUUCUCUUAAAGCAUCUCCCUUGUGAGCGGCUCCUCGUCAGGCCUGGGGCUGCUCUCAGCUUGCCCAUUAGGCGAGGUGAGCUUUGGAAGAAGCAGCUCGGGAACUUGUGCGGCCUGCCACCUUUUUCUCCUCCAAACGAGCAAAUGAGCAAAAUGUGCCAGAUUGUGGGGCUGGGGGGAGUUGGUUCCUCAUUCUCCACUUCACCCAGAAGGAAGCAGUGCCCGGCCAAGUUCAUUCCGAUGCCGAGAGGUCCUGGCAAAGCUGAGGGUCGCCAGAUGGCCUCCCAUCCCCACCCGUGUAUGCUUAUGUUUAGGGCUUGACAUAAACGUGGCAAUGUUUGUUUUAAUAAAAUGAACGGCAGCGUUAA
Candoia aspera is the source of this 2086-nucleotide messenger RNA. It is a transcript of the gene RNF121, whose product is annotated as ring finger protein 121. The transcript has 10 exons. Bases 27 to 1118 code for a protein of 363 amino acids. Lineage: Eukaryota; Metazoa; Chordata; Lepidosauria; Squamata; Candoiidae. The record is from RefSeq and is a predicted model, not a curated record. Gene Ontology annotation, molecular function: metal ion binding; ubiquitin protein ligase activity. Gene Ontology annotation, cellular component: Golgi membrane; endoplasmic reticulum membrane.